CCGCUCCGUGCCCGGCGUCUCCCCGUUCCCUCGUCCGUUGCGCCUCGCUCCCCGCCUCGCACCGCCACAUUCCGACCGUUGGCGCACGGCGAUGGCGGCGAAGCUGACGAUGCGCGUUCUGCUGCUCGUUGUCCUCACCGGUAGCGGGCGGUGGCGGGGCUGGGAGAGGAGCAGCGGGGGCGAUUACGGGCUGCUCUUGUGCCCCGGAGCUGCCGCCAGCAUCCCGCCGGCAUGCGACAAGUACAGCCAUCUGCCUGGAUGUCCGAGGGACUACAACCCAGUCUGUGGGACUGAUGGAAAGACCUACUCCAACGAGUGUGUGCUCUGCCUUUCCAACAGUGAAGAAAAUAAGAAUGUCCAGAUUUACAAGAGCGGAAUGUGCUGAUAAGGCAGAUGACAACUUUUCAAGCAAAUGAGAACAAAGUCCAAAUAGAAAGAGUUCAUUAAAAGUAGCUUCUGUGUAGUCUGUCCUAAUAAAUAAACUUGCAUUUUUAAACCAA
This is a messenger RNA of Meleagris gallopavo (turkey), 500 nucleotides long. Lineage: Eukaryota; Metazoa; Chordata; Aves; Galliformes; Phasianidae. The record is from RefSeq and is a predicted model, not a curated record.